Messenger RNA from Peronospora matthiolae, 708 nucleotides. NCBI's taxonomy places the organism in Eukaryota, Oomycota, Peronosporomycetes, Peronosporales, Peronosporaceae. The record is from the annotation of a GenBank genome assembly.
AUGUCCAGCAAGGUACUCGUUAUUGGGGGUGCUGGCGCCCUUGGUCGUGGCGUCGUUCACCGCUUUGCCUGUGCGUCAUGGGGCGUCACUUCAGUAGGCUUUGCAGCGAACGAAGAGGCGGAACAUAGCGAGCUCCUACCAAAGCAAAACGUGCUCAAGGAGGCAAAGCAGACGCUGCAGGAGAUCUCCAGCAGAUAUGGCAAUGUGAACUCUGUCGUGUGUACGGCAGGAGGCUGGGCAGGAGGCAGCAUCCGUGAUGCAAGCUCGCUGGCCAAUCUAUCGGACAUGACUGCCAAGAAUCUCGAGUCGGCUUUCUUAGCGACGUACUUGGCAAGUCACUUGCUCGUGCCUGGAGGCUUACUCGUUCUGACUGGGGCCACUGCAGCACUCAAGGCGACACCUGGCAUGGUAUCGUACGGAGCGAGCAAAGUGGCGACGCAUCAUUUGGUCGCUAGUGCCGUGACGGAGCUGCCUGAGAAUGCGUCAGUACUGGGUGUCCUGCCGACGACAAUCGAUACGCCAAUGAACCGUCAGUUUAUGGCCGACGCUGACUAUUCCAGCUGGACCAAGGUGGAGGAUAUCGCGCAAAAGAUCUACGAAUGGUCGACUGCUUCCCAUGAUGCGCGUCCUCCCAGCGGACACUUGGUCACUUGUGUCACGGAGAAGAAUACGACGGCUUGGACGGACGUGGGCAACCCGUUUUUGUAG